CACAAAGUCAGAUUUAGGAGACAGUUAUUUUUCUUAUGAUUCAUUAUCCCUCUCACUCUCUUCUUCUCUCUCCUUUUCCUCCACGUCUCUUCUUCUUCUUCUUCCCCUCUUUCUAUCUCUUCCCCUAUCUAUUCUCAUUCUCGAUGCAAUUUUUUUUCUUCAUGUUAUGCAAUUUCACUCUCACACACAACUCUUUUCUUAGACUCACAAGAAAUCUUUUCCAGAAUAUAAAUCCCCUAAAUUAGAGAAUAAAACUACGAAUUGAGGUCUCCCGAUUAUCAAUCAAAUGGAAAAAGUAGCGCCGACAAUCAUAAGACGACCAACAACGUCAAGCGACAAUAACCGCAACCGAUAACCGAUCGGCCCUCCAGCGACCCCGACGUUCUCCUCCAUCCACCAGCCACGUUCAUCCGACAUUCUCCCGAUUAUCAUUGGUGAAUUUGAGGAAAUUGACAAUUUUAGNGGUAAUUUUUUCAAAGAAAGGAUCUCAUUUACGAGGAUUAAUGCACACAAGCCCAACCAUUAAUUUAUACUGGGCCUACCGUUGGCUUAAGAAAAGAACUGACGCUGGCCACCCGAAACCCGAAAAAAUCUUCUAUCCAUAUUUCAGCGCCAAAAAUGAUAGAGAUUCGUAACCAGAAGCAUGUUGUCCACUGCGUUAAUCACCCAACUUUUCCCCCUUUGCGAAACCAACAAAUUCCUCCGCCGGCGCCGGUUCCAUGAAAACGGCGAACACUUUAAGAUCUGUGUCGUGAAAUCCUCUUCAAGCCUGCCGGAGAUCGAGAUAUCUCGACCGGUGUUGUCCGACGACGAGAGGCGGGAGCUAUUGACGAGCUGGGAGAGUAUCAGCCUGCCGCCGGUGAAGAUGGCGAAGAGGGUUAUUCUGGUACGACACGGGCAGAGCACGUGGAAUGCGGAGGGUCGGAUUCAAGGAAGCUCCGAUUUCUCGGUGCUAACCCCCAAGGGAGAGUCUCAGGCCGAGACCUCGCGCCAGAUGCUUCUCGAUGAUACCUUCGAUGUUUGCUUCUCCAGCCCACUUACAAGGUCGAAAAGAACUGCAGAGAUCAUAUGGGGUUCCCGAGAGGAGGAAAUAAUAACGGAAUCCAAUUUGAGGGAAAUCGAUCUCUACUCGUUUCAAGGCCUUUUGAAGAAUGAAGGGAAAGAAAGAUAUGGUGCUGCUUACCGUCAAUGGCAAAUAGAUGCAGUGAAUUUCAAUAUUGAUGGUCAUUAUCCAGUGAGGGAAUUGUGGUCGAGAGCUAGGAGCUGCUGGGCAAAGAUACUCACACACGAAAGCAGAUCAAUACUUGUAGUUGCUCAUAAUGCCGUCAACCAGGCUCUUGUGGCCACAGCAAUAGGACUGGGCACCGAGUACUUCAGGAUACUGCUUCAGAGCAAUUGUGGUGUGAGUGUGCUGGAUUUCACACCAAAACACGAAGGCGGAUCUGUGGAUAUAUGCCUUAACCGUCUAAAUCAGACUCCAAGUUCACCUCUAUCCGCUGGCAGCUCUGGAGGGAGGAAAGCAAAUAUGCGAAUUAUACUCGUCUGCCAUGGACUUUCUCAGAAUGAACAGGGCACAAAUUUAUACUCUGGGGAUAGCCCAAUGAACAUGCUUGGCAUAAUACAGGCACAGAAAACUGCUGAGCUACUUCUUGACGUGAAGGUGAGCAGCAUAGUCAGCAGUUGUGCUGUAGCAUCAGUUGAAACAGCAAAUGCAAUUUCCAAGGUUCAAGAAGCCGCCGACUGCUUGGGCGCUGAUUGUGUGCCGCGCUACGUGGAAAUGAAGCAGUUGCCGGACCUCAGUGUCGAAAACAUCCUUAAUCAGACAAAGCAAGAUGAGACGAGAAUGGCACUGUGGGAGCAGGCAGGGCUGAGCUGGAAGCAUUUACUGGACGAACUCUCAAAUGGGCCUGACUUUGAAAAUAAUGUGGUUUCAGUUGGGCACCCGGCUCUUCACAUUGGGCUGGUGGGACAUUUAUUGGGCCUGACAGAGGAGUGGCUGGGAUCGUUUCAUCUCGACCCAGGCAGCAUCAGUGUGGUCGAGUUUCCUGACGGGCCCGCUGGCCGGGGAGUGAUCCGGUGUACCAACUACACGGCGCACCUGGGGAGAUGGUCAGUACCUAUAACAAGAUCAACCCUUGAUGACGAGGACUUUUGAGGGUUGAUUAUGUAUUUGAGAGUUUAGUGACACGAAAACAUAGCACAAAGUUGUAGGGUGGAGGAUUUUUUUUUUAUUUUUUUAUUUUUU
This is a messenger RNA of Striga asiatica, 2245 nucleotides long. NCBI's taxonomy places the organism in Eukaryota, Viridiplantae, Streptophyta, Magnoliopsida, Lamiales, Orobanchaceae. The record is from the annotation of a GenBank genome assembly.